AUGGCACAAUCAUUUAGCGUAACUUCCGAAGAUAUAAAAAUCCCAUUUGUUGCAUAUUUUACUUUUAUAUUAUUUACACUGUUAGCUUAUAACACAACACUCAAAUUCCUUUUUGCAAUGAAAAUAUUCUUUGAAAGUUUUUAUCGUUGGUUGUUCAUUCAGGGGCAAAACAACACUCAAAACACUCAAAUUCAUUUGGCAAUGAAAAUAUUAUUGAAAAUUCUUAAUGUCGACAAGGAAUUCAGUUUGGAAAUUCUUAAUGGUGCAAGAAAAAUUCCUAUUUCUGCCACUCAUAAUAAAUUUGUAAAUCUUUAUAAAAAAAGUUGGGAGCAUAAGCCAGAUGAGAGACCUGAUAUCGAUCAAGUGAUUCUGGAACUUAAUAGUAUUGAUCUUAAAUGUUAA
Messenger RNA from Funneliformis caledonium, 402 nucleotides. NCBI's taxonomy places the organism in Eukaryota, Fungi, Glomeromycota, Glomeromycetes, Glomerales, Glomeraceae. The record is from the annotation of a GenBank genome assembly.